Molecule: messenger RNA, 639 nt
Organism: Trichomonas vaginalis G3
Lineage: Eukaryota; Parabasalia; Trichomonadida; Trichomonadidae
Product: hydroxyacid-oxoacid transhydrogenase protein
Exons: 1
Coding region: 1-639 (212 amino acids)
Molecular function (GO): metal ion binding; butanol dehydrogenase (NAD+) activity
Source: RefSeq, a predicted model, not a curated record
AUGACAUUACCAGCAAGACAACUUAGAAAUGGCUUAUUCGAUGCCAUGAUUCAUUGCACAGAUCAAGUUAUUUCUGGUGAAGUAUCUCCAAUGUCAGAUAACUUCUUCUUUGCAAUAAUGAAAGAACUUGUAACAAUCAGCAAUGAUUUGAUGAAACCAAAUUCAUCUUUAGAAUUGCAUGAGAGGUUGAUUGUUGCUGCAUCCUUUGCACAGAAUCAUCUUUUUGCAUACGGAAAAGCUCCAUACUGGGAAAUUCAUCUUACAGCCCAACCAUUGACACCUGUCUAUGGAAUUGAUCACGCUGCAACCCUUUCAAUUGUUGCACCAGCUCUCUAUGAGAGGCUCAAAGAAUCAAGAAAGGUCACAAUGGCGGCAGCUGCAGAGGCCGUUUGGAGAAUUCAUGAAGGUACAGUUGAUGAGAAGGCAGACAAAUUCAUCGAAUGCAUCCGCAAUUUUGCUUCUAAACUUGGAUUGCCAUUGAAAGUGUCAGAAUUCGAACAUGCUUCAAAGAUUCAUGAUGGUGAUGUUAAGAUUGUGACUCAAAAAGUCAUGGAGCUUGUAAGAAGUGACAAAUUUGGCUAUAACAAUGAAAUUACAGAGAAGGUUGUUGAGGAAAUCUUAACCAAAGUAAUACAGUAA